GUGUUUUUUGUUAUUAAAGCUGCUUGAUGCAAGAUGGUGAUGGCCGCAGUUGUAGGUUUGGCUGCCGGAAAAAGGUUUCCAAGAAGCUCUUUUUAUUCCUCAGAUUUUGCAGAAAAAAACAUUUUUUCUGAUCAUAAAACUGUUCGGCCAUCAACAACUUCAAAUAUAGCCAUUAUAUUUGCUCAAAAGUCAUCAAAUUUUUGCACGGAAGCUUCAGCACACAGACAAUCAAAACCCAUCAAAGCUCUUAUGACACAUGUCGAUACUUACGCCCCCUCCGCCGCUCAUAACUCGUUCGACAUCUCCGGCGGCGGUGCCGUCGAGGAUCACGGCGGUGACAUCGAAUCUUCCCUCGAAGCCCUAAUCUUGUUGCAGAAAUCCAUGUUGGAGAAGCAAUGGGAGCUCUCAUUCCGACAUGUGAGGAGUGCUGCAACUAGUACUGAGAGGAAGGCGGGGGUUGCUCCAUCUGGGAUCUCGGCGGAGCAACGGAGAGCGGAGAGGAGGAGGAGGAAGUUUACCCAUCAGAAUGCUUCUGAAGAACUUAUGAACAAAGGGGAGAAGCUUUCUUCUAUUGUUAGUGCUGAGUUUCAGCAGAAUGGUUUAAGAGGUUAUGUGAGGGGUAAUCCAAGUGAAGCUCUGCUCAGACAUUCAGAGGUAGUUCAUUUAUCCAAAAAGAUUAAAGCUGGUCUUUUGUUGGAGGAGCAGAAAGGAGCAGUAACGAAGUCAAGGGUGAUAUGUUCUUCAUCUUAUCGCCUUGGAAGACAUUAUCCAACCAACGAGGGGGUUUCAGGUUCUUCUAUGGAAGAACAAAUACGUAAUGGAGGAGUCUCAACUGGAGAUCAUAUAAUUCCUACGAGGGAUCCAACAACCACCGUCCACACCGAUGACCGAAACUCGUUUACCAUUAAAUUGGUGACUUACGAGAAACAUACUGCCCGGAGGAACUCGUACUGUCCCCCUGCUCAAAAGGGAACAAUUCCUUUGCCAGGACAUGAUGAUGAACUCCUAGACACACAAGAUUCAUCCCAACUCUUAGGAAUUCGUCAAAGUGAAGGAGAGUCGCUUAAAGACUACUUUCGCAGGUUUUCUGCUGAAGCAUGUCAAAUUUCAGGAGUAGAUCCAGAGUUACUUAAGGGGGUUUUCCUCGGGGGGCUCCGCCCAAGACCCUUCCACUCAUCACCGAUGCGAGAGACAGUUCGUUCUUAUACCGAUCUUGUCCACCGUGUUGAGGCUCAAAUCACUGCAUAUGAGACUAUCAGUGCACAUAAGGAACAAUUUGAGAAAUUUGGGGGAAAGCACAAAGGUAACUCCAGAGACAAUAAUCUAUCUUCGCAAAAGAGAAAGUCUGAACAACAGAAGAAUCGUGACCUCCUCCUUCAACUUGCGGGUCAACAAACUGAAUAUCGACCCAAGAAAAAGUAUACACCAUUCAACACGUCGCGUGUAAACAUAUGGAAGGCCAUCAAGGAUGAACAAGCUGUUAAAUUCUUUGAUGCAAAAAAAGUUACAGUUCUCUCUCUUUUUCAGGGCGUUUCUCGAACUCUCGCUGAGAAUUCGAGAACCUUGAGAUUACCAACUCAUUUGCAUGAACGAUUGAGCUCCAUUCACCAUGCAAAAAUCAGGCUGCAGGAGAAAGGAAUCACUCCAUCUAUUGAUAAUAUUGCAGAGAGUCUGAAUAUGUCAACAAAGAAAGUGAGAAACGCUACUGAGGCAGUCAAUAGAGUUCUAUCUCUUGAUAGGGAAGCUUUUCCUUCACUGAAUGGCCUUCCUGGAGAUACUCUCCACAGUUAUAUUGCAGAUAAUAAUGUCGACAACAAUCCUUGGCAUGGUUUUGAAAAAUGGUCACUUAAGGAUGAGGUUCAUAGACUUCUUAAUACAGCCCUUAGCAAACGUGAAAGAGAAAUUAUAUGCAGCUACUAUGGCUUAGAUAAGGCCAAUGAGACAUGGGAGGAUAUUGGCAAACAACUUGGCUUGUCGAGGGAGAGAGUCAGGCAAGUGGGACUGGUCGCCAUGGAGAAGCUAAAGCACGCAGCAAGGAGGAAGAAGAUGGAGGCACUGCUGGUAAAACAUUGAAGCUUCUUCCACUUCUAUAUUUUAUUGUGUAUAGAGGAGAAUACAGAAGUUGUAAAUCCAUAUUUGUUUCUCACUGCUGGAAAAAGUAAGCAUACAUGUAAAUUUAUGAACUAAAACUUUUUCGCACUGAUCUGUGCUGAGGCGAGUUUCUCCCUAUUUUGUGGUUUCAAGACACAAAUUUUCAGAUAUAAUGCACAAUUAUUCUGAUGUAUUUA
Phalaenopsis equestris is the source of this 2288-nucleotide messenger RNA. RefSeq names its product RNA polymerase sigma factor sigA-like. The transcript is spliced from 9 exons. The coding region runs from base 34 to 2073 and encodes 679 amino acids. The record is from RefSeq and is a predicted model, not a curated record. Gene Ontology annotation, molecular function: DNA-binding transcription factor activity. Lineage: Eukaryota; Viridiplantae; Streptophyta; Magnoliopsida; Asparagales; Orchidaceae. Gene Ontology annotation, biological process: regulation of DNA-templated transcription; DNA-templated transcription initiation.